AACCAACCCAACAAAAAGGAAGAGGAAUGCUCUCUCUCUCUCUCCUACCUUUUCUCUGUGAUCAGCUGCUCCCUUUCUUCUCUCUCUACCCCCACCGACCCAAAGCUUUCUCUGUCUAUCUGAAUUACAGGGCUCUUCGAUGGAUCUUGCAGCAGAAGAGCUCCAAUUUCUAACCCUAAAAGACAUCGUCAAAGAAUCAGUGUCAAUCCCCAAAUCAUCUCCCAGAACCUUCUCUCUCAUAACCCUAACCCUCAUCUUUCCCCUCUCCUUUGCCAUCCUUGCCCACUCACUCUUCACCCACCCUCUCCUCAAGCAAAUCGAUACCCUAUCCCCGUCAGAUCCCCAAGCCCGCCAUGAAUGGACUCUCCUCCUCAUCUUCCAAUUCUGCUACCUUAUUUUCCUCUUCGCCUUCUCCCUCCUCUCCACCGCCGCCGUCGUCUUCACCGUGGCCUCUCUCUACACCUCCAAGCCUGUCUCCUUCACCUCCACCCUCUCCGCAAUUCCCCGCGUCUUCAGACGCCUCUUCAUCACCUUCAUCUACGUCUCCCUGCUCAUGAUCGUCUAUAACGUUGUCUUCGUCGCCGCCCUCGUUGCCCUCAUCAUUGCCAUCGAUACCCAGAACGCGCUUCUCUUCUUGUUCUCUCUCCUCGCCAUUUUCGCGCUCUUCCUCGUCGUUCACGUCUACAUUACUGCUCUCUGGCACCUCGCCAGCGUCAUUUCGGUGCUAGAACCAGUCUAUGGCUUUGCGGCGAUGAAGAAGAGUAGGGAAUUGCUGAAGGGGAAGACCCAGAUGGCCGCCGUGCUUGUUUUCGCCUACCUGUCCAUCUGCGGGGUGAUCGGGGGUGUUUUUGGAUCGAUUGUGGUUCACGGUGGGGACUACGGGGCGUUUGUUAGAAUUGUGGCUGGUGGAUUCUUGGUCGGAGUGUUGGUGAUUGUGAAUUUGGUUGGGCUGUUGGUUCAGAGUGUGUUUUACUAUGUCUGCAAGAGUUAUCAUCACCAGGGAAUUGACAAGAGCGCUUUGUAUGAUCAUCUUGGGGGUUAUCUUGGGGAGUAUGUUCCUCUGAAGAGUAGUAUUCAGAUGGAGAGCUUGGAGGCUUGAGGGAAGUGUUUGAUUUGGAUUUGUACCUUGUUAAAAUUAUAAUGGCAUUCUGUAAAGAAAAGAGAAAUGUUUUCAUUGAGUGUUAUUCUUGGAGGAUCACAUUCACAUCUAUCUUUUUCUGCAAUGACGAUUGAAUGAACUGGUUUAUUUUUA
Molecule: messenger RNA, 1252 nt
Organism: Nelumbo nucifera (sacred lotus)
Lineage: Eukaryota; Viridiplantae; Streptophyta; Magnoliopsida; Proteales; Nelumbonaceae
Source: RefSeq, a predicted model, not a curated record